This is a messenger RNA of Pocillopora verrucosa, 859 nucleotides long. RefSeq names its product cuticle collagen 1. The record is from RefSeq and is a predicted model, not a curated record. Gene Ontology annotation, molecular function: extracellular matrix structural constituent conferring tensile strength. Gene Ontology annotation, biological process: extracellular matrix organization. Lineage: Eukaryota; Metazoa; Cnidaria; Anthozoa; Scleractinia; Pocilloporidae.
AAGUUGCUUGCCUCUUCGUGAUCGUUGGAUAAUAGUGUCAGAACAAAUCAUGGAUUAUCGGUUGGCUGUACUAUUCACCCUGGGGCUGGCCUACACCACCUCGUCGAUGCACACAAAGCGUGCAGCCUUCCCAUGCGGAGCUGGCUGUCUUCCGCAGUGUGCCCCAAACUGCCUUGUAGACUGCUGCGGCAGUCCUCCACCAGCACCACCCGACCCACCUCUCCCAGCUGUGUCAGACAUGAUGAAGCCUCAGCCAGCACCUAUCGUUGGACCACAGGGACAUCCUGGGUCACAGGGUUCCCCAGGAGUGAUGGGACCUGUAGGACCCCCGGGAAUUGGCGGAGUCCCCGGACCUCCGGGACCACCCGGACCACCAGGACCUCCUGCACCCCCUGCUCCACCUGCUCCUGCGUGUUGUGCGGUGCCGCCCCCAGGGAAACUAAACAUGAAUAUCCGGAUUCUGCUGUUGAUUGCCAUUGGACUGGUACUCUGUGCCGCUGAUCCAAUCAAGACCAAAAGGGAUGCGCAAUACAAUUACAUGUAUCCUGGUUCCGAAGGAUCCCAAGGCCCCCAAGGCCCUAUUGGUAACGCGGGAAGACGAGGACCAACCGGAGAUCCCGGACCACCAGGACCACCCGGACCUCCUGGACCACCCGGACCACCCGCUCCACCAGGCCCCGCCGGAAGAAGAUAAAUGAAGAAUUUACAGAAAAGAAAUGCGAAAGAAAUUUUGUACUUCUCUGCAUUUCGUUCAAUGAUUGUUAGUUCAUAUUGGAACGAAUUAAACUGAUUUGAAAGCCACGAUAAAGCCAUGUGAAAUUUCGAAGGAAAAAAAAAUUAAUAAAAAAACCAUAUCGAA